GUUUUUCUUCCUCAAAGAACCAGAAGCCGCAAAUUCUUCACGUUUUCAAAGGGAAGAGAAUAUGGGUGAAUUGAAAGAUACUGAAGUUUACGAGGAAGAGCUUAUCGAUUACGAAGAAGAAGAUGAAAAAGCUCUUGAUUCUACUAAACCCACUACUGAAUCCGUCAAAAAGGGCUACGUUGGGAUCCAUAGUUCGGGAUUCCGAGACUUCCUGUUGAAACCAGAGCUUCUCCGAGCCAUUGUAGAUUCAGGGUUUGAGCAUCCUUCAGAAGGUAAUCACUACUAGCAUAUUAUGAAUACAUCACAAAAAUUGGUUGGUAAACCUUUACAUUAAAAGGAUCUGGCAGAUCAUAUAUACUUACUGAGGAUUCGUCCACUACAAUUUUCUUUGCUUCUUCAUUAGUGCAACACGAAUGCAUCCCCCAGGCAAUUUUAGGAAUGGACGUCAUUUGCCAAGCAAAAUCUGGGAUGGGAAAGACUGCUGUUUUUGUUCUGUCAACACUUCAGCAAAUUGAUCCUGUUCCUGGUCAGGUUGCAGCACUUGUUCUUUGCCACACGAGAGAACUGGCUUAUCAGAUUUGCCACGAAGUUGAGAGGUUCAGCACAUAUCUUCCAGAUAUAAAAGUUGCUGUUUUCUACGGUGGUGUCAACAUCAAGGUUCACAAAGAUUUGCUCAAGAAUGAGUGCCCACACAUUGUUGUUGGAACACCUGGGAGGAUUCUUGCCCUGACUAGAGAUAAGGACCUUGGUUUGAAGAAUGUGAGGCAUUUUAUACUUGAUGAGUGUGACAAGAUGCUGGAAUCACUCGACAUGAGAAAAGAUGUGCAAGAGAUUUUCAAAUUGACUCCCCAUGAUAAACAAGUGAUGAUGUUUUCGGCUACACUCAGCAAGGAAAUCCGACCUGUUUGCAAGAAAUUCAUGCAAGAUCCCAUGGAAAUUUAUGUUGAUGAUGAGGCCAAAUUGACUCUUCAUGGUCUUGUUCAGCACUACAUUAAAUUACAAGAGCCAGAGAAGAAUCGUAAGCUGAAUGAUCUUCUUGAUGCUCUUGACUUCAACCAAGUUGUUAUUUUUGUCAAAAGUGUUAGCAGAGCAGCAGAAUUGAACAAGUUGCUUGUUGAGUGUAACUUCCCAUCAAUAUGCAUACAUUCUGGAAUGUCACAGGAAGAAAGAUUGAAGCGAUACAAGGGCUUCAAAGAGGGGAAGCAAAGAAUUCUCGUGGCAACAGAUUUAGUAGGGAGGGGGAUUGAUAUUGAGCGUGUUAAUAUAGUCAUCAACUAUGACAUGCCUGAUUCUGCUGAUACCUAUCUUCACAGGGUGGGUAGAGCUGGUAGAUUUGGCACCAAGGGGCUUGCGAUUACCUUUGUGUCUUCUGCUGGUGACUCUGAAGUUCUUAAUCAGGUGCAAUCUAGGUUUGAGGUUGAUAUAAAGGAGCUUCCUGAACAAAUUGACACCUCCACAUACAUGCCUAAUUGAUUAAGUUUUGAGACGUGAUUUGGAGCAUAAUGCAAAUGAUCUGUUGCUGUUGCCAACCGGGGAUGGAUUUGUUGGCGUCAUAAAUUUCAGUGUUUUGAAGAGAAUAUUUAACGAAAGAUAUUCUUUAAACUGUAAUGAAAAAUAGGGAAUUCGAAUGGCUCCUGAGUUUUUGGGAGAAGACUAUCAAUUAUUCCAUGUUUUGUUUGCUCCUGCAUCCGUUUUUUUUUAUUCUGAUAGACAAAUACAAUGUAGGAUCUGUUUUAGAAGUUGCACACCGUUAUCCACGCUGUUAAUGUUUACAUUAAAAUUACUUAAAUCCCCCCUAAAGUAUAGUACAUUGUUCGUGAUGGGAUAUUUUGUAGAUGAAUAUAUUAUCACUGCUUGUUUAAGGUUCUA
Molecule: messenger RNA, 1869 nt
Organism: Medicago truncatula (barrel medic)
Lineage: Eukaryota; Viridiplantae; Streptophyta; Magnoliopsida; Fabales; Fabaceae
Product: DEAD-box ATP-dependent RNA helicase 15
Exons: 12
Coding region: 439-1473 (344 amino acids)
Molecular function (GO): RNA helicase activity; ATP binding; nucleic acid binding
Source: RefSeq, a predicted model, not a curated record